UUAAUUUAUUUUAAAAAGUUGAUUCCUCCCUUGAAAGGGGACAACUGAUGUUGCUUACCGUGCUUGCAGAAUCAUCGAGUGCGAGAGAGAGAAUCAAGCAAAGAAUCUAUGGGCCCAGUUGUGCAUGUGCUUUAGUAGACGAUGGAAAAGAAAAUGCAGACCUUUUAUAUCUCUCCCUUGCGAGGCUCCAAAGCAAUUCCUUAGAGCUCAUCAAAGUGUGAGAGUGAAGUUUUGCCUACCCCUCCCUCACAUUACUACUUUUUUCCCUUGGCUUUCUUAUCCCUCAAGCAUAGCAGGCAUUCCUUCCCUCUCCAAACCUUUGCUACAAACCAUCUAUAUAUCCCACAUCACCUAGGAAAAAACAAUCUUCUUCCCUUGAUUGAAGCUUGGACAGAUCGAGAGAGAUGUCCGCCGAUUGGGGUCCGGUGAUCGUUGCGGUGGUCCUGUUCAUCCUCCUAUCUCCAGGCCUCCUGUUUCAGCUGCCGGCAAGGACAAGGGUGGUGGAGUUUGGGAACAUGGGCACCAGUGGGAUCUCAAUUCUGGUUCAUAGCAUUCUAUUCUUUGGUCUACUAACCAUCCUGGUCAUUGCAGUUGGUAUACAUGUGCAUGCUGGUUAAUGGAAGAUGGAUAAGAGUGUUACUGCUACCAUCUUGGUCCGGAAUUCUUUGUUCUCGCUUGUAUUCAAUUUGGGUUUAUCGAUCAAUUGGUGUUUUAACAAGUGCUUCCAUUAUAAAAGAUGUAUUUAUUUGCAUUCACACAUUAUUGUUGAAGAAUUUGUGAACGCUUGAUGCCAAACUGGAUUGGAGAUCAGGGUAAAGUAUAUCCCUCUUCCAAGUUUAUGAAAAGCUACAUCUUUUAA
Elaeis guineensis (African oil palm) is the source of this 859-nucleotide messenger RNA. RefSeq lists its product as uncharacterized. Lineage: Eukaryota; Viridiplantae; Streptophyta; Magnoliopsida; Arecales; Arecaceae. The record is from RefSeq and is a predicted model, not a curated record.